Cyanistes caeruleus (blue tit) is the source of this 2613-nucleotide messenger RNA. The record is from RefSeq and is a predicted model, not a curated record. NCBI's taxonomy places the organism in Eukaryota, Metazoa, Chordata, Aves, Passeriformes, Paridae.
GGCACCAACCCUUGCAGGCCAGCAGGACUGCUGGUGGGUGUUCAUUUCACAUGCUUGUCUCUUUGACCUUUAUAUGCCCGGAGGUCUCAGUGCCACCAUGGCAGCCCCUCCUCACCAUGGGUGGUCCCAGCAUUCUGCUCUGGGUGGGCUGUGCCCAAUUCCUGCAGGGCCUGGCAGUGCCGGGCAGCAUGCUCAGGGCACGUGGGUGCCACACACAGACAGUGCCUUUGUCCAGAGUGUGGGCAGCUCAUGACAGUGUGGCAGAGGGCGGCACCAGGACUGAGACAGGGGCUCAGUGGCCAGAGCCAGUGCUGAGCCCUGCCCUGUGCACCCAGCUGGAGGCCACACUGGACCUGGCUGAGCGGCGCCGCAUCCGCUCGGCUAUUCGGGAGCUGCAGCGGCAGGAGUUGGAGAGGGACGAGGAGAUGUUGGCAUCCAAGCGCUUCCGCCCAGAACGCAGCAACCGCCGACAGGAUGACAAGGAGAAUUGGCCACAGUCCCAGCACCUGGAAGAGGAACAGCAGGCAUCCCUGGCUGCCUUGUCUGAGCGGCUUGAAGCCAUCACCAGCGUGGAGGAACUGACAAAACUGCUGCGGGCAGCGGGUGAGUAUGAGGAGCGCAAGCUGAUCCGAGCUGCCAUUCGCAAGCUGCGGGCUGAGGAGAUUGAAGCUGCAACCCUGGCUGGGAAUGUGCAGAGCAGCCGAAGGGAUGGCAGCAAGCCCCCCACUGUGCCUGGGGAAACGAAAAUAGUCCAGAGGGACAAUGCUGAAACACCAGCCCUUACUGGAAGUGAAGAGAGCUGUGGUGAGGGCAGAACCAAGUCUCCAGGCACAGACAAGAGCGGGGAGAGCAGCCAGCAGGAUGAUGCAGAGCCAGCACUGGCUGGGCCAGAGGAGAGUGGGUAUGGGGAGGCUGUGGAGCAGGAGCCCAAAGUCUCAGCGGCCUGCAAGCGAGAGGAUGUGGUGGAGCAGGAGCAUGUCCCAGCUGGGAUGCAGGAGCUGUGCAGCCAGCAGGCAGGAGACCCCCAGAAACCCAGUGCCCGGGCCGAGGUUUCGGGGACCCUUGUGCUCCUGGAGCUGCAGCCAGCCCCAGAGCCCAAUCCAGAGCCUGAGGAUGGCGGUGAGGACCUGCAGCAGGGGCAGCCCCAGGCAGCCUGGAAGGAAGGGAACCUAGGCAGCCCUGGCAGCGCCCCAGAACCCAGUGUGGUGCAAAGCCCCAGAGGGGAGCAACUCAUCCCAGGCCAGCCCAGUACUGGCAACCAGCUUCAUGUUGGGGCACACUGCCAGGUGCUGGGGCCAGGUGGAAGACACAAGAGGCCAUCAGUGGGUAAGUGUAGCCCUGAGGGGGAUGACAUGAGAGCCGUGGCCCCUGCCAGCUGGGCAGGGCUGUUCCAGGACCCCCCCACUCCCCUGUUCUGCAGCAUGUACAUCCCAGCCGUCCCUAAGGACAUGACUCCCGCCCACGUGUGCUGGGUCAGGAAUGUGAGUGCAGGACACGGCCAGGCCAAAGGCCACCCUUAGCUGGAGGCCGAUUGCUGCCUAGCCAAGUGGUGGCAAUGCCCACCCCAGCCAGGGAACUGGGUGCCAGGCAGGCUGUUUACUGGGGCUUCCACUCUGACCGGGUUACUGCAGGGCCAUGAAAGGGAAUCGGUGCCAGUAGCAAACCCUGGCCUUUUGCAUUCUUUGUCCCUAUAAGGCUAGGAGCUGUGCACGGCUGGCUCUGACCAUCCCCACCCCAGGCCCAGCACCUUGCAGGGCCUCCCCACAGCCCUGAGAGAUUCCAGUGGCCAGUAGUUGCUCUUUUCCUACUGUUGUGAAAACCAUCCCCACGGCUGUGCCAGGAGGAAAUGGGGGAAAACCAAAAAGCAGCUCUCUGCUUCAAGGAUGAAGGGUGCUGUCCUGGCAGGCAGAGGUUGCUGUCCCUCUAAGGAACCCCUGGAGGCUGCUGGCUCCUGGGAAAGAAGCAGCCCUAGGAAGAUGCUAGGGAUGGUGUGCUGCAGCAUGGCACAGCCCUGGAGUAGAGAGAAGUGUGCAGGAUCCAACCCUCCCUUGCCUCACAGGGGGCUCAAACCUGGGUUGUGAGGAGAAGCUGAGCCCCCCUCCCUCCAUGGGCAUCAAUGACUUCAGCCCCAGGGCAGAGCCCUGCCUGCACCCUUAAGGGCUGAGCCACCUGGCCCCCUCAACAUCUCUUCAGAGGCAAUGGUGUGCCAGGCCCUGGUGAGGACAGGUGUGGUCCCAACCUUUCAACACAGACCCCAGGGCUCCCCACUGCGCUACUGGGCACAGAGCCUACCCUCCUCUGCAGUGUGGUUUUGCAUUGCAGGACAGAGCCCAUGCCUAGGGUGCAGGGCAGCCUACAAGUGCUGGUGGAUUUUGGCACUAAACUCUGGGGAAUGCGGAGUAAUGGGGAGGGAGACUGCAGAGUGCUGUGCUGGAGUGAGGAGGUUGCCAGCAGUACCUGUGCCAUGCUCACCUUCUGUUCCUUUUGUGUCAUUCCUUCCCUGGCCUCUCUCUUCCCAAGCAUUAGUGCCCACCCAGGAGGUAAUGGGGACCCCGGCUCGCCUGAAUACUCACCAGUGGGAGCUGGUGCCCUCCUCGCUUUGCCUGGCUAGCC